GCUCUAUACGCGUUGCACAACCGAGGGAACCUUAGAGCUGGAGAAUCCGUUUUAAUUCAUGCCGGCGCCAUGGGAACAGCAGCCAUUGCUCUGGCCAAGCUAAUCGAAGCCAUCGUAUACACCACCUGUAGCUCUCAGGCCAAACGUGACUAUCUCAUGAACGACUUGGAUGUGCCUGCCAGUCACAUCUUCAACUCCCGCGACGAUUCGUUCGUUCAAGGGAUCAGAACAGCUACCAUCCCCCGCCCCCCAACUAUUGUCUAAUAACAAUGAAACUGACGCCAAUUGCAGUGGAAAUCUUCCUAAAGGGUACCACCUUUACAGCGUUCGACUUGAGUGAUCUUUUCUAUCAUGAAGAUCAGCACUAUCGAGAUAUCUGGAUUACGCGAAAAAAACAGGCGCUUGAACUAUACCGAAGCGGAAAAGUCAAGCCCGGGUCGAGCCAAAUCUACGACGUCUCGAACAUUUCCGAAGCAUUUCGUGCUUUCUCGACC
This is a messenger RNA of Pseudomassariella vexata, 494 nucleotides long. RefSeq lists its product as uncharacterized. The record is from RefSeq and is a predicted model, not a curated record. Lineage: Eukaryota; Fungi; Ascomycota; Sordariomycetes; Amphisphaeriales; Pseudomassariaceae. The transcript is spliced from 2 exons. Bases 70 to 264 code for a protein of 64 amino acids.